Messenger RNA from Microthlaspi erraticum, 1008 nucleotides. Lineage: Eukaryota; Viridiplantae; Streptophyta; Magnoliopsida; Brassicales; Brassicaceae. The record is from the annotation of a GenBank genome assembly.
AUGUUCGUCGUCGGAAGGAACGCCAGAGAGAGUCAGAGAGAGAUGGAGAACGUUUUGUCUCCGUUACUGUCACCGUCGCCGUCGCUGGCAGGUGAAACCGUAAUUAGAGUAUCGUCUAUGUUCGUUUAUCCGAUCAAAUCAUGUAGAGGCAUUUCUUUGUCUCAGGCAGCUCUCACUCCCACCGGAUUUAGAUGGGAUCGAAACUGGUUGAUUGUGAACUCAAAAGGAAGAGGAUUGACUCAAAGAGUGGAACCAAAACUUGCUUUGAUUGAAGUAGAAAUGCCUAAACAUGCUUUCUCGGAGAAUUGGGAGCCGGAGUCGAGCUCUAACAUGGUGGUUAGAGCUCCUGGUAUGGAUGCUCUCAAGGUCUCACUAACUAAACCGGAAAAGAAAGCAGACGGUGUCUCGGUUUGGGAGUGGUCAGGCUCUGCGUUAGAUGAAGGAGAAGAAGCAUCUCAGUGGUUUACAAACUUUGUUGGGAAGCCUUGUCGACUUGUUCGUUUUGAUUCAGGCUCUGAGACUAGACCUGUGGAUCCAAAUUAUGCUCAAGGCCACUAUGCAAGGUUCUCAGAUAUGUACCCGUUCUUGCUUAUAUCACAGGGCUCUCUUGAUUCACUGAAUAAGCUUCUCACGGAGCCUGUACCGAUCAACCGGUUUAGACCCAACAUCUUUGUUGAUGGAUGUGAGCCAUUCGAUGAAGACUUAUGGACAGAGAUCCUUAUAAACGAUUUCACCUUUCACGGUGUGAAGUUAUGUUCCCGUUGCAAGGUACCGACGAUAAAUCAAGAAACUGGGAUCGGAGGUCAAGAACCGAUUGAGACUCUUAGGAAUUUCAGGUCAGACAACGUUUUACAACCCAAGAAGAGACCACAGGGAAAGAUAUACUUUGGGCAGAACAUGGUUUGGAAAGAUGGAUUCGACGAUGGAAUGCGAAAAAGGAUGAUUGAAAUUGGUGAUUCCGUUGUUGUCCUCAGAAAACUCUCCUCUCCAGCUGAAGCAGCAACUUGA